GAUUGUGAAAGUGAAACAAAAGAAACGUGCAAGAAUUCAUUACGCAGAUGAACUUAAUUAUCAAGUAAUUCAAACUAUGAAAAGUAUCUUUACAAUUUUGUUUUUAUUUGUUAAAUUAACUUUAUCAACAAAAAACAAUGUUGUGUUUAUUGUUAUCGACGACUUGCGCCAUCUAUCUGACAUUGAUGUACAUUUACCAAACCUAAAAAAACUGGCGGCAAACAGUGUAAACUUCAAAAAUACUUUUGCACAGCAAGCGCUCUGUGCUCCAAGUCGUAAUUCCUUACUUACUGGUCGUCGACCAGAUGCACUGCGGCUGUAUGACUUUUAUAAUUACUGGAGGCAUACAGUAGGUAACUUCACAACAAUCCCUCAGUACUUCAAAGAAAAUGGUUACGAAACUUUUUCAGUUGGGAAGGUGUUCCAUCCAGGAAGAAGUUCAAAUUUUUCGGACGACUAUCCUUACAGCUGGUCGCAUUAUCCCUAUCAUCCACCCACGGACAAAUUUAAAGACUUGGCCGUAUGCUGGGACGCAAAUACUAGAAAAUUUCAAAGAAAUGUAAUUUGUCCUGUAGAGGUCAAAGAUCAGCCAGGAAAAUCUUUACCUGAUAUACAAACUCUUGAUUACGCAGUUAAUAUAUUGAAGAGUAGAAAUACCACCAAACCAUUUUUUCUGGCUGUCGGAUUCCAUAAACCUCAUAUUCCUCUGAAGUUUCCCAAAAAAUAUCUUAGAAAAGUCCCACCAAUAGCUAAGACGCAUUUACCAAAGUUUCCAAAUAUACCAAAGGGCUUACCAUUAGUGGCUUGGCAUCCCUGGACCGAUGUGCGCCACAGAGACGAUAUCGCGCGCCUCAACAUCUCGUUCCCAUUUGGCACAAUGCCCCACAAAUGGACGUUAAAAAUCAGACAAAGCUAUUUCGCAGCAGCCCGAUAUAUUGAUGACUUGGUGGGGGCAUUGAUGAGCUACGUCGACUUGAGUAAUACUGUAGUGGUAUUGACUAGUGAUCAUGGAUGGUCACUUGGAGAAAAUGGCUUAUGGGCAAAGUACAGUAAUUUCGACGUGGCUUUAAGGGUUCCUUUGUACUUUAUUGCCCCUGGAAUAGAAGCUAAAUCAGUGCGUAAUCCUGUCGAACUAGUAGACAUUUUUCCAACACUUGUUCACCUGUGCGAACUCCCCGAUAAUAUUCCAAAAUGCAAAAGCGUUGUAGAUAAGUCAGUGCUGUGCUUUGAUGGGAAAACUUUACAACCCCUCAUGAAAUCGAGACUAAGGUAUCAGAAAGCCAACAAAUAUAUUGCAAUUAGUCAGUAUCCUAGGCCGAGUGUAACUCCUAGAGCCGACUCAGAUAAGCCACGCCUCAAAGAGAUAAGAAUUAUGGGGUAUAGCAUAAGAACAAACAGAUUUAGAUACACAGAGUGGAUAUCAUUUAAUAGCACGUUAUUUACAAGAGACUGGAAUAAAAUUUAUGGCUUAGAGCUAUACGAUUAUCUUAAAGAUCCAGAUGAAACAAAUAAUCUGUCCUUAUUACCAGAUUACAGAGUCACUAGAAAAUAUUUAUCAAAAUUGUUAAGGUCUACUUUAAGUUAACUUCAAUUGAAAUUUAGUUACAUACUUAUAAAUAGAUCAGAUUGGCUAAAAUCUUAGGAACUAAAAAAUGCAAUGCACAAUAUAUGGAAAUAUGAUACCUAAUUCAUAUGUAUCCAGCUGGAAUAAUCCAAUUAAUACAGAAUAAAAAUGUUUCAUACGUCGGCAAACGUCAUGCGUACAGCGUAGCUGCUGUAAAAAUUGAUUUUCUACAGCAACCAGUUUAGUUGUAACUAAUUAAACAUAACGUAAUUAAA
Ostrinia furnacalis (Asian corn borer) is the source of this 1839-nucleotide messenger RNA. It is a transcript of the gene Ids, whose product is annotated as iduronate 2-sulfatase. The record is from RefSeq and is a predicted model, not a curated record. Gene Ontology annotation, cellular component: cytoplasm. The transcript has 4 exons. NCBI's taxonomy places the organism in Eukaryota, Metazoa, Arthropoda, Insecta, Lepidoptera, Crambidae. The coding region runs from base 77 to 1585 and encodes 502 amino acids. Gene Ontology annotation, molecular function: iduronate-2-sulfatase activity.